AUGGCGCCGGGAAUCCUGGAGACGGAGUCCACGGGCGCAGUCGAGAAGCCCAUCAGCCUGUCUGCGUUGACUGAGGACUGGGAUGACACUAUUCGGUUCUAUCUCAACGGCACCAAGGUUGCACUAGACACGAUAAACCCGGAAGUGACUCUACUCGAAUACUUGCGGGGUAUUGGGUUGACAGGCACGAAGCUCGGAUGUGCCGAGGGAGGCUGUGGUGCUUGCACUGUGGUCGUCUCCCAUAUCAAUCCGACAACGAAGAAAAUCUACCAUGCCUCCGUGAAUGCCUGUAUCGCUCCACUCGUUAGCAUUGAUGGUAAGCACGUUAUCACAGUCGAAGGGAUUGGGAAUGUGAAAGAUCCCCACGCCAUCCAGCAGCGGAUUGCGGUCGGCAAUGGAAGUCAAUGUGGUUUCUGUACUCCUGGAAUAGUCAUGUCUCUUUAUGCUUUGCUACGAAACAAUUCAUCUCCCUCGGAACACGAUGUUGAAGAAGCCUUCGAUGGAAACCUUUGCCGCUGCACGGGUUACAGACCUAUUCUGGAUGCUGCCCAGAGCUUCAACUCGACCAACAACUGCGGAAAAGCCUCUGCGAAUGGUGGUUCGGGCUGCUGUAUGGAGAAAAAUGGAUCCGGUGGCUGCUGCAAAGGGUCCACCAAGAAUGGCGAGAUUGAGACUGUCGAUUACAAGUUCCCUGCGCCAGAAUUCAAGCCGUACAGUCCAGACACAGAGUUGAUCUUCCCUGUCGCCCUGCGGAAACACGAAUACCGACCCUUGGCAUAUGGCAACAAGAAGAAGAAGUGGUACCGACCGGUGACCGUCGAGCAAUUGUUGCUGAUCAAGAGCGUCCACCCAGAUGCUAAACUAAUUGGCGGAAGCACGGAGACACAGAUUGAGGUUAAGUUCAAGGCAAUGCGAUACGCGGCCUCCGUCUACCUGGGAGAUAUCCCCGAAUUGCGACAAUAUACCUUGCACGACAACUAUCUGGAGAUCGGCGCAAAUGUGUCUUUAACAGACCUCGAACACAUCUGUGACCAAGCGGUAGAAAAGUACGGCGAUAUCAGAGGCCAACCUUUCAAAGCAAUCAAGAAGCAGUUGCUCUAUUUCGCUGGGCGACAGAUCCGAAACGUCGCUUCCCCGGCGGGUAACCUGGCCACUGCAUCGCCCAUCUCUGAUCUUAAUCCGGUUUUGGUAGCCACUAACACUAUCCUCGUGGCCCAAUCCCUCGAAGGAGAGACUGAAAUUCCAAUGACCGAAUUCUUCCAAGGAUACAGAAAGACUGCCCUCGCUCCCAACGCGAUCAUUGCUAGCUUGCGCAUUCCAGCCGCGAAGGCUCAGGGAGAGCACAUUCGAGCCUACAAGCAAUCUAAGCGGAAGGACGAUGAUAUUGCCAUUGUCAACUCCGCCUUACGCGUGACUCUUUCUAAGACCAAUGAUGUGGUCAGCGCCAAUCUUGUGUUUGGUGGCAUGGCAGCUAUGACCGUCUCAGCAAAGAAUGCCGAGGCGUUUUUGGUUGGCAAGAAGUUCACGAACCCCGCAACUCUAGAGGGUGUCAUGAGCGCACUGGAGCAGGAUUUCAACCUGCCAUUUGGAGUUCCUGGUGGUAUGGCUAGUUAUCGGAAGUCUUUGGCUCUGGGAUUCUUCUACAGAUUUUACUACGACGUACUUUCAGAACUCGAUGUCAAGGCUUCGGAUUUAGAUCCAGAUGUUGUUGCUGAGAUUGAAAGAGCAAUUUCUACAGGAGCUAAAGACCUUGAAAGCUCUGUCGCCUACCAACAGAAGAUUCUUGGACGAGCGACUCCGCAUGUUGCGGCGUUGAAGCAGUCCACCGGAGAGGCUCAAUACACAGAUGACAUUCCUGUGCAACAGAAUGAGUUAUUCGCGUGCAUGGUUCUGUCCACCAAGCCUCAUGCCAAAAUCCUUAGCGUUGACCCGUCCGCUGCAUUGGACAUUCCAGGUGUUGCAGACUACAUUAACCACACGGAUCUUCCGAAUCCCAAAGCAAAUUGGUGGGGACAACCCAAGUCCGAUGAGCUUUUCUUUGCCGUCGAUGAAGUUUUUACUGCUGGUCAACCGAUUGGUGCCAUUCUAGCGACCAGUGCCAAAAUCGCCGAGGAAGGUAUGAGGGCUGUCAAGGUCGAAUAUGAAGACCUCCCGAGUAUCCUUACGAUGGAGGAGGCCAUUGAGGCGAAGUCUUUCUUUGACCACUAUCGCUCGAUCAAAAAUGGUGAUACCGAGGAAGCGUUCAGAAAAGCUGACCACGUCUUUACUGGAGUCUCGCGAAUGGGUGGCCAGGAGCACUUCUACCUGGAAACCCAAGCAUGUGUGGCGAUUCCAAAGCCGGAGGAUGGUGAAAUGGAGAUUUGGAGUGGUACCCAGAAUCCCAACGAAACACAAGCCUAUGUCGCUCAGGUGACAGGAGUAUCUGCGAACAAAGUUGUAUCGCGCGUGAAGCGACUUGGUGGUGGCUUUGGAGGCAAGGAGUCUCGAUCUAUCCAGCUGGCUGGUAUUUGUGCCAUUGGCGCUGCGAAAACAAGACGGCCCGUGCGAUGUAUGCUCAACCGUGAUGAAGAUAUUUUGACUUCUGGUCAGCGGCACCCGUUCCUCUGCCAUUGGAAGGUUGGUGUGACGAAAGAAGGAAAACUCCUUGCUCUUGAUGCAGAUGUAUACGCCAAUGGCGGUCAUACGCAAGAUCUAUCCGGUGCUGUCGUGGAGCGAAGCUUGUCACACAUUGAUAACGUUUAUAAAAUACCGAAUGUCAAUGUGCGCGGCUGGGUCUGCAAAACCAAUACAGUAUCAAACACAGCUUUCCGUGGUUUCGGCGGCCCACAAGGCUUGUUCUUUGCCGAGUGUUAUAUAUCGGAGAUUGCAGAUCGUCUGGAUAUUCCGGCCGAAGAGAUUCGGGCCAUCAAUAUGUACAAGGCAGGUGAGAUGACGCAUUUCAACCAGCCUCUCAAAGAUUGGCACGUGCCUUUGAUGUACAAGCAAGUGCUAGAGGAGAGCUCUUACAAGGAGCGUCGGAAGGCUGUCGAGGAAUACAACGCGCAGCACAAGUGGUCCAAACGCGGAAUGGCGAUUGUGCCAACCAAGUUCGGUAUUUCUUUCACAGCUCUCUUCUUGAACCAAGCAGGAGCUUUGGUUCACAUCUACCACGACGGCAGUGUCCUCGUAGCACACGGUGGUGUUGAAAUGGGACAAGGCCUUCACACAAAGAUGACCAUGAUUGCCGCCGAAGCACUGCAAGUGCCGCAGUCGAACGUCUUCAUUUCGGAAACAGCGACCAACACAGUGGCCAAUGCCUCCUCAACGGCCGCCUCGGCAAGCUCCGAUCUCAACGGCUACGCGAUUUUCAAUGCCUGUGAAGAAUUAAACAAACGCCUACGUCCCUUCCGCGAGAAGAUGCCCAACGCCACCAUGAAAGAACUAGCCCACGCAGCCUACUUCGACCGUGUCAACCUCUCCGCACAAGGCUACUACCGCACCCCGGAUAUCGGCUACGUAUGGGGCGAGAACAGCGGCCAGAUGUUCUUCUACUUCACGCAAGGAGUCACGGCAUCCGAAGUCCAAAUCGACACACUGACCGGUGACUGGACGCCUCUACGCUCCGACAUAAAGAUGGACGUAGGUCGCAGCAUCAACCCCUCAGUGGACUACGGCCAGAUCGAAGGCGCCUAUGUCCAAGGACAAGGUCUCUUCACCACCGAAGAGAGUCUCUGGCACCGAGCCUCGGGCCAGAUAUUCACCAGAGGCCCGGGAAACUACAAGAUCCCCGGCUUCCGUGAUAUCCCGCAGGUCUUCAAUGUCAGUUUGCUUAAGGAUGUGGAGUGGGAGAACUUGCGCACGAUUCAACGCUCGCGGGGUGUCGGCGAGCCGCCCUUGUUUAUGGGUAGUGCGGUCUUCUUUGCUAUUCGUGACGCUUUGAAGGCGGCGCGUAAGCAGUGGAACGUCACUGACGUGCUCUCUUUGGAGUCCCCUGCCACCCCCGAGCGGAUUCGGGUUAGUUGUGCGGAUCCGAUCAUCGAGCGCGUGAGAGUGCAUCCUAAGGAGGGGGAAAAGAGUUUCUUUGUUGCCAUAUAG
Molecule: messenger RNA, 4074 nt
Organism: Penicillium roqueforti
Lineage: Eukaryota; Fungi; Ascomycota; Eurotiomycetes; Eurotiales; Aspergillaceae
Product: putative xanthine dehydrogenase HxA
Exons: 4
Coding region: 1-4074 (1357 amino acids)
Molecular function (GO): FAD binding; iron ion binding; 2 iron, 2 sulfur cluster binding
Source: RefSeq, a predicted model, not a curated record